UUAUCGAUAAAUAUACCCAAGUCCAUAACUGAAAACACCAGUGAACCAGUGAAUUAGAUACGGAAGCCCGUUAAGCGAAAGCUUCCUCUAUUCCAUCCACAUCUAUUUGGACCGUCUAGACCUUGAGGUUUGCGCGGUAUUGGUAACAGCUGUUGUCACGUAUUGGUUUCAAGACGAAAUAAAAUUCCUCAGAAAACUGCACAUCAUGAAUUACGAUGGUUAUACUAAUAUUUACCACCCCAGUUCUCAGCAACCGGGAUACUACAACCCGUCCGAAAUGCAAUUCAGUCAAUUUUCAUAUGAAAAUGCAAAUUCAAUACCAUCCCAACCUAUCAAUCUUCCCUUCUCACAAGUACAAUAUUCCUCUGCUGCGAUGUAUGAAGGAAAAGAAGAGGAUUACGAAAAUGAACCACCUCUGUUGGAAGAACUUGGUAUCAACUUUAGUCACAUUGUACAAAAGACAUCAUCUGUCCUCCUUCCUUUUAAAGAAAGUUCUCAAGAAGUGCUUGACGAUACAGAUUUAGCCGGACCUUUGGUUUUCUGCCUGCUAUUUGGUUGUACCUUAAUGUUUGCUGGAAAAAUUCACUUCAAUUAUAUCUAUGGAUUAGGUGUAUUUGGUUGCUUGGGUAUUUACCUCCUGUUAUCAGUUAUGACACCUAGGGGAGUUACACCAACUUGUGUCAUUUCAACAUUAGGAUAUUGCCUACUUCCUAUGUGUCUUUUAUCUUCAUUUGGGAUUGUAUUUUCUCUUAAAAGUGUACUAGGUGUCGUGUUGACAGCGACUGUCGUUUCGUGGUGCACAAUUGCUUCCAGUAAAUUGUUUGUUCGUAGUUUGGAUAUGCAACACCAACGCAUUCUUGUGGCGUAUCCAUGCGCCUUAGUGUAUUGUGUAUUUGCACUCCUAGUUGUGUUUUGAUUCGCUUUCUGUUAUUUAAAUUAUUGGAUACAUAGCUGUCAGAUUUACUGAUGGAUAAACUUAUGAUGACCUGUAAUAUUUAUCAUGCGAAAAAGAUACAUUUUUUUCUAUUAAAACAUUCAUUAAAAAUGGAAUUAUGUUUGUUUAUGAAACACUGUUAGAAAUAUACUGGGUUUCACUUGGAAUUAUGUGCCAGUAUUAAUAAACUGAUAUUGUUUUUAUUUCAGGUUGGAGAAAUUUAGAAUGAUAUGCUCUUUACCGCAGUCACCAGAAAAAGUAAUCGCUCUUAAUCGACUUGAAAUGACAGAGAGUGGGAGAGCUUAUUUUCUUUCCCGAAAUAUUCGCACACGACUGUGAAUUUAUAGCUUCUCUUUAGGAUGCCCUACUCCCCCAUGCUAACGUAGCAGGUAUACGUAAUUUUAGUUGUGUAGUGGAUGCUACUCUCAAGGAUGUUUGCGAAUAAGGUGUAUCGGAACGUAGCGUCGAAUUCACAACCGUCAGGCAGUGAAGAGUUUCGGUGCAUCGAAAGUAUGACGUUUUGAAGGUUAGUCGAGAGGACAGUUCAGAUUGCAGAACACACUGGAAGGUGCAAAUGGACGAUUGAAUGCUAUCUAUACACACCAUGUAAUUGCUUCGUAACUUUCGCAAUAAAUAUACAUUUCUCCUGUUUAUUGUCCUGUUCUAUAGUUGAUCCAUAAGAUGGUACUAACUCUAUUAGGUUAAGCUAUUGAUUAAUAACAUUGAAGUAACCACUUUAGGUAACAAAAUUUCAACAAUUGACGAUAAAUGAAUGUUUAUUGUAAAUCAACAUAUUUGGUAUUGAUGAAAUAACAGUUCAUGGUGGUGGUUUUGUAGGUGACUAAUAAAAAAGGUGCACGGGAGAAAAGAUGUACCUCAAGAUGAGAAUAUAUUGCUGGUUGUUUUAAUGAGAUUAGAAAUGUUACAUAGGUUUCAUGAUUCGUCCCAAAGGGAAAUGAGUUUUUAAAAAGUGUUU
This is a messenger RNA of Schistosoma haematobium, 1910 nucleotides long. RefSeq names its product Protein yipf5 (gene YIPF5). Bases 206 to 916 code for a protein of 236 amino acids. Gene Ontology annotation, biological process: endoplasmic reticulum to Golgi vesicle-mediated transport; vesicle fusion with Golgi apparatus. Lineage: Eukaryota; Metazoa; Platyhelminthes; Trematoda; Strigeidida; Schistosomatidae. The record is from RefSeq and is a predicted model, not a curated record. Gene Ontology annotation, cellular component: trans-Golgi network; membrane. The transcript is spliced from 9 exons.